Molecule: messenger RNA, 516 nt
Organism: Lentinula edodes (shiitake mushroom)
Lineage: Eukaryota; Fungi; Basidiomycota; Agaricomycetes; Agaricales; Omphalotaceae
Exons: 4
Coding region: 1-516 (171 amino acids)
Source: RefSeq, a predicted model, not a curated record
AUGACAGUCCGUGGUCAAUAUCAGAACAAGACAAAUCGGUUCAGUGAGGCUCAGCAGGACGAAAGCGACAAUCUUAAUGAUCGUGGUUGUAUCCCUAAAGCUCCAGGAUCCAAUGCCCAUCGCUUCUUCGCCUUCAGGGCUUUCGCUUCAGAUACUCUUCGACUUCCAAACGUUUUAUUCAACGCAGGUAUCUUGAGCUACCUUCUGUUUUCGACCAGACUUCUCUGGAAGGUUUCAACAAUGUUUCUAAGUCAACCGCAUGCACUUGCUAUCGGGUUCGUAACUCCCGGUGUUGUGAUGUUCACACUCGUCCAUCGCUAUACCUCGGAUCCAGUUCAAAUUCGAGUCGCGGCUGGGAGUAUGGAUUCCGCCAUCCUACAGAUUGCUGUAGAUAUGACGAUUCUAACUGGCGCUUUUGUCUUCACUUCAAUCAUCUGGUUGAUAAUCUCGGUCGUCGGAGAAUUGGUCGCAGCGUUGCUCAUAGUGUAUUAUUUCUAUACAACAUAUUUGGUCUAA